Molecule: messenger RNA, 2103 nt
Organism: Asparagus officinalis (garden asparagus)
Lineage: Eukaryota; Viridiplantae; Streptophyta; Magnoliopsida; Asparagales; Asparagaceae
Product: ABC transporter G family member 11
Exons: 10
Coding region: 51-1988 (645 amino acids)
Cellular component (GO): membrane
Molecular function (GO): protein binding; ATP hydrolysis activity; ABC-type transporter activity
Source: RefSeq, a predicted model, not a curated record
UAGAUUCAUCGGAUGUAUCGGCCAGGCUGACAUGGAAGGACUUGACAGUCAUGGUCACGCUCCGCAACGGCGAGACUCAGACUGUUCUGGAAGGCCUUACCGGUUAUGCGGAGCCGGGUACGCUCACCGCCCUCAUGGGCCCGUCCGGCUCUGGAAAGUCUACUCUUCUUGAUGCUCUCGCUAGCAGGCUUGCUACAAAUGCUUUCUCCUCAGGGCAUGUGCUUCUCAAUGGCAGGAAGACUAAGCUCUCCUUCGGAGCUGCGGCGUAUGUGACGCAAGAUGAUAAUUUGAUUGGGACGCUGACCGUGAGGGAGACGAUCAUGUAUUCUGCUAAGUUGAGGCUGCCAGAUAAGAUGGCUGCUGAGGAGAAGAGGGCGCUGGUCGAGGGGACGAUUAUUGAGAUGGGGCUUCAGGAUUGUGCUGAUACUGUGAUUGGAAAUUGGCACUUGAGGGGGAUUAGUGGAGGAGAGAAGAGGAGAGUUAGCAUUGCUCUUGAGAUUUUGAUGAGGCCCAGAUUGCUGUUUCUGGAUGAGCCUACCAGUGGUCUUGACAGUGCUUCCGCGUUCUUUGUGACACAAACACUUCGGAGUCUAUCAAGAGAUGGUCGCACUGUUAUUGCGUCUAUUCAUCAGCCGAGCAGUGAGGUUUUCGAACUGUUUGAUCGACUGUAUUUGCUUUCAGGAGGCAAAACUGUUUAUUUUGGGCAGGCUUCAGACGCUUAUGAUUUCUUUGCUCAAGCUGGGUUCCCCUGUCCAUCUCUGAGAAACCCAUCAGAUCAUUUCCUUAGGUGUGUAAACUCUGAUUUUGAUAAGGUGAAGGCAACUCUCAAGGGAUCUAUGAAGAUGAAGUUCAAAAGGAGCGAUGACCCUCUAGAGAAAAUUACAACAGGCGAAGCAAUCCGAAGGCUUACUGAAUUCUAUGCCUGUUCUCAGUAUUAUUAUGCAGCUCGAGAGAAAGUAGAUGAGAUAUCUCGUGUUAAAGGAACAAUCUUGGACUCAGGAGGAAGCCAAGCGAGCUUUUUAAUGCAGGCGUGUACUUUAACUAAGCGUUCAUUUGUUAACAUGUCGCGAGAUUUCGGAUACUAUUGGCUUAGGCUCCUGAUUUAUAUCAUUGUUACUAUCUGUAUCGGGACUAUUUACUUUAAAGUGGGAACGGGUUACAACUCAAUUCUGGCUAGAGGUGCUUGUGCUUCUUUCGUCUUUGGCUUCGUCACUUUCAUGUCCAUCGGAGGAUUUCCUUCAUUUGUAGAAGAUAUGAAGGUUUUUCAGAGAGAGAGGCUCAACGGCCACUAUGGUGUGGCUGCAUUUGUCAUUAGCAAUACUCUCUCGGCGAUGCCAUUCUUGAUAACGAUAACGUUCCUCUCAGGAACAAUAUGUUACUUUAUGGUUCGCCUUCACCCGGGCUUUAUUCAUUACCUCUUCUUCGUGUUGUGCCUCUAUGCCAGUGUUACAGUGGUUGAGAGCUUGAUGAUGGCUAUAGCCAGUGUUAUACCCAAUUUCCUCAUGGGAAUUAUUAUAGGAGCUGGGAUUCAGGGAAUCUUCAUGUUAGUCUCCGGCUACUUCAGACUUCCUCAUGACAUCCCAAAGCCUGUCUGGCGAUACCCGAUGACCUACAUCAGCUUCCAUUUCUGGGCAUUACAGGGCCAAUAUCAAAACGACCUCCAUGGCUUAAUAUUUGAUAAUCAGAGCCCAGACCUCCCGAAGAUUCCAGGCGAUUAUGUUCUUGAAAAUGUUUUCCAAAUUGAUGUCCGCAGGUCAAAAUGGGUGGACCUGACAGUUCUCUUCAGUAUGAUAGCAAUAUAUCGCAUUCUCUUCUUUGUCAUGAUCAAGAUCAGCGAGGAUGUGUCUCCAUGGAUCAGAGGCUAUAUUGCAAGGAGAAGGCUAAAGAACAGGCACAAGAUCAAUGGGUCAUCGAUUGGUCUCGUUAAUAGGACUCCUUCUCUCAGGGGCUAUGUUGUAGAACCAAACACCUCAAGUUCUGAGGUCUGAACUGAAUCAGAAGUUUUUUCUUCUCCAUACAGAAAAAAAAAAUGUGAUUAUAUUUGAUAAUAAGUAAUGUCAUUUGUUUAAAUAUAAGUUUUUGUUUAAAUAUAAUUUUGUAUUA